AUGAAGCUCAACCCAGACAAAUGUGCCUUUGGUGUCUCCUCUGGGAAAUUCCUUGGUUACAUGGUAAGCAAGAGAGGGAUAGAGGCCAACCCCAAGAAAAUCCAGGCGAUUCUUAACAUGUGGUCUCUAGCAUCGACCAAGGAACUUCAAAGAUUGACGGGAAGAAUCGCUGCUCUAAACAGGUUGAUCUCCAGGGUAACAGAUAGGUGUUUACCUUUUUUCCGUGUGCUCAGGAAAGCUUUUUCAUGGACACCUGAGUGCGAGCAAGCUUUUACAGAGCUAAAAGAGUAUCUCACUUUACCACCGUUACUAUCACGGGCGAUGCAAGGAGAGCAGUUGUAUUUAUACUUGGCAGUUUCUCCAUCGGCAGUAAGCUCGGCCUUAGUCCGAAAUGAGGAUGGAAUCCAGAAACCAGUAUAUUAUACUAGCCGUGCGUUCAGGGGGGUAGAAGAGAGGUACCCAAGGAUAGAAAAGUUGGCAUUUGCUCUAGUUGCUUCUGAGAGGAAACUCAGUCCUUACUUCCAAGCGCAUACAAUAAUAGUACUGACAGACCAACCACUUAGGCAGGUCCUCCGCAAACCUGAUACUUCGGGGCGACUCAUAAAGUGGUCGGUAGAACUUGGAGAGUUUGAUAUCCAAUAUAAGCCCAGAACAACCUUGAAAGCUCAGGUACUAGCAGAUGUUAUAGCAGAAUUCACACCAAACGAUGGGUACAAGCAUGGCUUAAAUGAACAAGAAGAAACUGAAUCUAUUUGGACAUUAUAUGUGGAUGGGUCAGUCAACACCCAUGCAAGUGGGGCAGGGCUAGUAAUUGUAUCGCCGAAUGGGGAAUGCAUCAAAUAUGCACUCAGGUUUGGAUUUAAGGCAACCAACAAUGAGGCGGAAUAUGAAGCCCUCAUAGCAGGCCUCAGGAUGGCUAAAGCCCUGGAAGUUGAGCGACUAAUAGCGUAUACUGAUUCUCGACUAAUAACUGGACAAGUCCAGGGGGAAUAUAAAGCCAAGGAUGAGAAGAUGAAGACCUAUCUGCAUAAGAUAACAGAUAUUAAGGGCUUUUUCAAGAAGUUUUCCAUUCAUCGGAUUCCCCGAGAAGAUAAUGAGCAGGCAGAUGCCCUAGCACGACUAGCAACCACAGAGGAAGAUAAAGCCACACCUGUGGAACAUUUGGAUGAGCCUAGCACAGUCUGGGAUUGUCAACAGAAAAUACACCAAGUAGUCCAAGGUAUGGAAUGGGUAGAACCCAUUAUCAGGUACAUAAAGAACAAAGAGCUACCCCAAGAUCGCAUAGAGGCACGAAAGAUCAGGAUGCAUACAGCAAAGUAUUCCCUCAUUGAUGGGGUUCUCUACAAGAGGGGAUUUUCUCCACCCUACUUACGUUGUGUCUCCAUUGAUGAGGCAACUAUAUUUUAA
This is a messenger RNA of Cornus florida, 1407 nucleotides long. RefSeq lists its product as uncharacterized. Gene Ontology annotation, molecular function: nucleic acid binding; RNA-DNA hybrid ribonuclease activity. The transcript has a single exon. Lineage: Eukaryota; Viridiplantae; Streptophyta; Magnoliopsida; Cornales; Cornaceae. The record is from RefSeq and is a predicted model, not a curated record. Bases 1 to 1407 code for a protein of 468 amino acids.